Messenger RNA from Candoia aspera, 2007 nucleotides. It is a transcript of the gene C1QL2, whose product is annotated as complement C1q like 2. NCBI's taxonomy places the organism in Eukaryota, Metazoa, Chordata, Lepidosauria, Squamata, Candoiidae. The transcript has 2 exons. The record is from RefSeq and is a predicted model, not a curated record. Bases 111 to 989 code for a protein of 292 amino acids. Gene Ontology annotation, molecular function: protein binding.
CCAAAGAAGUCACCAUUCCUUCGCCUGAUAAGGAAGACCUGUUGGCGCUCGUGGCCCGGCUCUGGCAGAGGAGGAAGCGGCUGGUUGCCGCCGUCGGGAUCGUCCUGGCCAUGGGCCUCAUCCUGCUCAUUGCCGUUCCAAUUCUGCUGCAGGCGCCGUCCGCAAGCCGGGCUCACUACGAGAUGAUGGGCACCUGCCGCAUGAUCUGCGACCCCUACAGCGCCAGCAGUGUGGCCGCCGGGCCCGCCGGACGUUCCGGAGGCACCGCCGCCCUGGAGGCCCUGCAGGAGCUGAGCGCCAACCCGCCGUCUCCCCUGCCGCCGUUCUUCCAGGGUCCCAAGGGCGAUCCUGGCCGCCCGGGCAAGCCGGGGCCAAGAGGGCCCCCUGGGGAGCCGGGCCCGCCGGGCCCCAGGGGUCCCCCUGGAGAGAGGGGGGAUUCGGGGAAGCCGGGACUGCCGGGCCUAUCGAUGUCCCGAAUUGGACCACCCGGAGCAGCGACUACAGUUGGAGUAGCCGGGUCGGGCGUGAGUGGCAGUAGCAGCCCGCCGCCGGGAGGCGAGGUAACCGGCGCGCUGAGCGCCGCCUUCAGUGGCCCCAGGAUCGCCUUCUACGUGGGCCUGAAGAGCCCCCACGAGGGCUACGAAGUCCUCAAAUUCGACGACGUGGUGACCAACCUGGGCAACCACUACGAGCCCAGCACUGGGAAGUUCACCUGCCAGGUGCGCGGCAUCUACUUCUUUACCUACCACAUCCUCAUGCGCGGCGGUGACGGCACCAGCAUGUGGGCAGACCUCUGCAAGAACGGGCAGGUGCGAGCUAGCGCCAUAGCUCAGGACGCAGACCAGAAUUACGACUAUGCCAGCAACAGUGUUGUGCUUCACCUGGACUCGGGAGAUGAAGUCUACGUCAAACUGGAUGGAGGCAAAGCCCACGGAGGCAACAACAAUAAAUACAGCACUUUCUCUGGCUUUCUUUUAUAUCCUGAUUGACAGCCAAGCAUCCGAGCGGUGGCCCAUUGCCUUCCCCCCGCCAUGCCUUGUCUUGGGGUCUGCUCUUCAGGUCAUGUCACAUUGCAAACUGUAUUGUACCUUGAUUGCCAUUUGAAAGAGGGACAGUGACAUCCUUCUAGCCACUGGUGUAUGUUCUCUGUGUUCUGUUGCUCACUAAAAACUGUGAGAUGAGACGCGUUGGUCAGAAAGGAUUCAUAGGAUAAUCAGCACCAUGGAGUGGUCCACUCAUGGAACAUAGAUUUAAAAUGCGUGCUUAGAGUCCCACUGUCCAUGGUGAGAAGGUCAGUCUAGCACCUAUAAAACCCUGGUUGUAAAAAUUAUUUAUAUAUGGUCCCCUGAUCCAGGUAGAGUCUCUGAAACAGCAUCGCCUUUGCCAAUGCCAUUUAGUCAUGAAAAUGUGUAACCUCUUUUAAGUAAGUAGCCUUGCUUCAAAAUCAGUGCUGGGAUUCAACAAUAUCUGAUUUUUGCUGAUUGAUUAGAUACAAAAAUUGCACUGCACACAAACCUGAGUGUCUGGGCCAUCAGCAUGUCAAAAGUCUCAAAUUUAGCUCUCCAAACUCACAAGAGCCUUGCUGCCCGAAAUUCCAUUCUCUUAUUGGAAAGGUUUUAGUGAUUAAACCUCCAACUUCUUAUGGACAAAGCAAGUACUUUGCUAUCACGUUAUAAGGCCUUCUUUGAUUAAACAAGUGGCUCAGAAGCCAUUGACCUCUGAACCCUCCUUUAAUCACUGUAUAUUGCGGUUGUCUGCUUCAAACCAAUCUAGCAUGUUAGGUAAGUCUGAAAGUAUCCAAGGCAAAAAUCAUGAUAGGCAAAGUAGAAAGGGGUGAAUCCUUGCACUUUAUUAUUUUUCUUUAUUACUUGGAAAAUAGGAGAGAAUUCCUGUUUCUAGACUGCUUUGUGAGCAUAAUCACUUUGGUUUUAUAUAUGUAUGAACAUGUAUAUAUGUUUAUGUUUAUAUAUUAUUUAUAUCAUCCACCCAUGUGCAAUGCAAAUCUUG